Molecule: messenger RNA, 2580 nt
Organism: Ascoidea rubescens DSM 1968
Lineage: Eukaryota; Fungi; Ascomycota; Saccharomycetes; Ascoideales; Ascoideaceae
Exons: 2
Coding region: 1-2580 (859 amino acids)
Biological process (GO): iron-sulfur cluster assembly; xylulose metabolic process
Cellular component (GO): cytosol
Molecular function (GO): iron-sulfur cluster binding; D-xylulokinase activity
Source: RefSeq, a predicted model, not a curated record
AUGGGCUUCGAUUUAUCCACUCAGGAGUUAAAGGUUGUAGUGACCGAUCUGAAUUUAAGUCAUAAUCAAACAUACUCUGUGAGCUUUGACAAGGAAUUUGCCGAAGUGUAUAAGAUAAAAAAUGGAGUGUUGAAAAGUGAUGAUGGAAAUGAGAUUUUCACCCCAAUUGAAAUUUGGAUAAAAUCAUUAGAUUUAAUAUUGGGUAAGAUGUGGGAAGAUGGAUUUCCAUUUAAUAAAGUAAGAGGAAUUAGUGGAUCAUGUCAACAACAUGGGACUGUUUUUUGGAGUAAAGAAUCGAAGACAAUUUUGAAAACAUUGGAUUGGAGAAGCAGUUUGUUUGAGCAGAUAAUUCCCAGGUGUUUUAUAUUUGAGAAUUGUUCUAAUUGGCAGGAUCAUAGCACAAAAAAGGAGCUAAUGUAUUUUGAGGAAAAAGCUGGAUCAAAAGAAAAAUUGGCUGAGGUUAGUGGAUCAAGAGCUCAUUAUAGAUUUAGUGGUCCCCAAAUACUUAAGAAAAUAAGAAAAUCAUACAAUGAAUAUGACAAAACAUAUCGUAUUACAUUGAUCUCCAAUUUUUUAUCCAGUUUAUUAAUAGGGGGGCUAAGUAGAAUUGACGAAAGUGAUGCGUGUGGAAUGAAUUUAUAUGAUAUUAAGAGUAAAAAAUGGUCAAGAGAAUUGCUUAAGAUAGCAUGUAACUCAGGGAACGAAAAAGAGAUAGAUAAAUUGAAGACUAAACUAGAUGAUGUGGAACAUAUUUCAUCUAAAAGUAUUGGAAACAUUAGCGAUUAUUAUGUCAAAAGAUAUGGGUUUAACAAUCAGUGUAAAAUUUAUUCAUUUACAGGAGAUAAUUUAGCCACUAUUAUGAGCUUGCCUUUAAAGAAGAAUGAUUUGUUGAUAAGUUUGGGGACAUCUACUACAGUAUUGAUUGUCACCAAGAAAUAUGUUCCCAGUAGUUUAUACCAUUUAUUCUUACAUCCAACUAAUAGGAAUUUGUAUAUGGGGAUGAUUUGCUAUUGCAAUGGGGCGUUACCUCGAAAUGAUAUUAAAGAUGAAAUUAAUUUAAAAUAUAGGGUUCGAGGCGAUAAGGAAAAAGAUGAAUGGUCUAUAUUUAACAGGAUUUUAGAUGGUAAUAAGUAUCAAGCAUUUAAGGAACAGAAAAUGGGCGUUUACUUUAAGUAUGGAGAGAUUAUACCUAACGCAUUGGCACAAAUUAAACGAGUGGAGUUUCAAAUAGGAAAAAAAGAAAAGACAAAAAGAGAAAAGACAAAAAGAAAAAUUCUAUUGAAGAACAUAGAAAAGUGGGAUGUGGAAUACGAUGUUAAAGGUGUUGUUGAAUCACAGGCAGUAAGCUGCCGAAUGAGAUCCAGGCCAAUGAUUGCAAAUGAAAAUGACAACAAGAGCGAAGAAACCAGCGAUUCUGCAAAAGAGAUGAAACCAAACAGAAUCUUUUAUGUUGGUGGUGGAAGCAACAAUCAAUCAAUUAUAAAUUGUUUUAGCAAGAUCUUGGCAAAUCAAAGUCCAGAUAACAAAGGAUUCUAUAAGAAUAGCGAAGCCAAUGGCUGUGCCCUUGGAGGAGCAUACAAAGCCAGCUGGUCUUACUUCAAUGAAGAACAAAUGCAGGAAGGAGGAUCAGAGGCAAAGAGUGGUAAUUACAUAGAGUUUGAGGACUAUUUGAACAGCAAGUUCAAUUGGAACACGUUGUUGGAGUUCGAAGUAGAAGACGAAUGGGAACAGUACCAACCUGGCGUUGAGGUAUUGGAGGAAACCCUAAAGGACUCUUCUCACUCAAAGAGCAAUAAUUCUAAAAGAUUUCUUCAAACUGUUCCAACUAUGAAUCACAAAAAGCCUGCUACUUACUUUUCCAGCGACUUUAAGUCUCAAAUAACCUCUGACUUGGCCAGAGAUGACAAUUCCAAUAUCGCCAAUGAGUUCAAUUCGCUUGCCGGCAGCAAAUGGGCAAAGCAUUCUCUACCUUUUUCAAGGUCCUUUGCUGAUCUCUUCAACAAGAAAAAUAACUCAAUCUUGAACAGAAAUUCUAAUAUACUGCAGAGCAAAUCCAGUUUGCUUACUAAUAUUAAUUUGAAUGGCAAAAGUCUUAAUAAACCCACUAAUCUCAACAACCCCAUUAAAAUCAAAACAGAUUUAAAUUCCACUCUUCCAAAUAAAUCUCCAGCACCCAUAUCUUUUUCUUCUUCCAACUCAACGACAAGUCCUACAGCUCCUUUACCUUCUAGAAGACGAAGAGUCUUGAAACCUCGUAAAGCUUUAAUAACUUUGACACCUAAUGCCGUAAACCAUUUGAAAAAUCUACUCAAUCAACCAACUCCCAAAUUGAUCAGAAUUGGUGUUCAAAAUAGAGGCUGCUCAGGCUUAACUUAUAACUUGACUUAUGUCGACAAACCUCAGAAAUUUGACGAGAUAAUUCAACAAGACGACGUCCAAGUUAUAAUAGAUUCAAAAGCUCUAUUCAGCAUAGUUGGUUCCGAAAUGGACUGGAUAGAUAAUAAAUUAUCGAGCAAAUUUGUUUUCAAAAAUCCAAACUCCAAGGGCACUUGUGGCUGUGGUGAGUCUUUCAUGGUAUAA